Periophthalmus magnuspinnatus is the source of this 2981-nucleotide messenger RNA. RefSeq names its product calcipressin-1-like. The record is from RefSeq and is a predicted model, not a curated record. Bases 901 to 1500 code for a protein of 199 amino acids. Gene Ontology annotation, biological process: calcium-mediated signaling. Lineage: Eukaryota; Metazoa; Chordata; Actinopteri; Gobiiformes; Gobiidae. Gene Ontology annotation, cellular component: nucleus; cytoplasm. The transcript is spliced from 4 exons. Gene Ontology annotation, molecular function: calcium-dependent protein serine/threonine phosphatase regulator activity; nucleic acid binding.
CAAAGAAGAAGGAGAGAAAGAAGGAGAGAAAGAAGGAGCGAGGGAGACAUCCGAAGACGCAUUUUCUUGUCUUGUUCCAGAAAAUUCCUCUGGAUUUCUCCAAUAUUUUACCUUACAAGAACAAUAAAGCAUUUUGGAUUGAUUAACCUGAAAAACGGACCAAGUCUCACCUUCAAAUCUGGGUCAGCAAGAAUCAAGUUUGUUUUUUCAAGAAAUUCUGGAAAAUUCAUUCAUAUUUUUGACUGCUGCAAACUACAUUUUGUACAAGAUUUGAAGAAGCUACUGCAAAAAACUUGGACUACAUUGCCAUAGUUGAAAUUCAUUUUAACCUUGGAUUUUAGGUUGGUAAUAUUACUGAUUGUGGCUUUAUUUCUUCACAAUAUCAUUUUGCAAACACUGUAUGCUGUUUGUCCUUUGAUUAACGUUCUCUAUGCAAAUCAGGUAUCUACGCUAAUUAGCCAAAAUUUUUUUAUCGCAGUUUAGAGUUUUUGUGCAAUAAUUUUGACAAACUACCUUUUGUUAACUUCAUUAUCGUCCUGGAAACCUUGAAAUCUGCUGAGAAAUUGCAUGUUUUUGAAUUGCUAUAGAAACUGCAUUUAUUUUUGAAUCACUUAAGGCAAAAAAAAUUCUGGAAAAUCUUGAAGAAAACUACUUGAAUCUUAAAAAGGACUAAAUACUUCAAGAAAUGCACAAUUUAUGAACCAGUAUUUUGAAUUUUGAAUAGCGUUUUUUUUGACCCACUUUCUAUUCAUCCUGGGGAAGACUACGCUGUUCCACUCUCCCCGCCUCCCCCCUUCCUCAAAUCCACCAUCGUCUUCAUCGCUUUCUUCCUCAUUGAAACCCAAUUCUUCAUCCCUCUCUCUGAAGUGGAGGAGGUUUAGGCUGCCCGCACCGCUAGCCAUGCACAUCAAGAGCUCCAAGUGUAACCGGUUCUGCCUGGUCGCCUCGGUAACCAACCAGGAAGUGUUCAACCACCCGGACUCACAGGCCAGUUUCGAGUCGUUGUUCCGAUCGUUCGACCCGGAGGUGCAGUUCCAGUAUUUCAAAUCCUUUCGCAGAGUUCGGAUCAGUUUCAGCGACGCCCUGGCUGCAGCAGAGGCUCGGCUCAGGCUUCACAAGAGCGACUUCAACGGCAAAGAGAUGAGGCUCUACUUCGCACAGUCGGUCCACAUUGGGAGUCCGCGCCUGGAGCCUCCUAAACCAGACAAGCAGUUCCUGAUCUCUCCCCCGGCCUCUCCUCCUGUCGGCUGGGAACAGUCUCACGACGCUACACCUGUCAUCAACUACGACCUGCUUUGUGCCAUCUCCAAACUAGGACCAGGUGAGAAAUACGAGCUGCACACGGCCACGCCCACCACCCCGAGCGUCGUCGUGCACGUGUGUGACGACGGCCAUGACGACAGCUCCGCCCCCGAUGACUCUGACCAUGACGACAGGCCACACCCACCUCCACGCCCCAAAAUCGUCCAAACGCGACGCCCCGAUUUCACCAACCAGUGACCGAAAAGUCUGUUCUCAUCAAAAUUCAAAAUGAUGAGAUUUAGUCAGCUUCAUCCUGAUUGUUGGAGAAUUGUAAAGCUUGGAUUUGAUUGGUCGAGAGCGGCACAUGCUCCGAAAGAAUACAGGAAGUGGUGAAGGGGGGACUUUAAAAUGGCCGCUCAAAAAACAGGUGAAGCUUAAGUGCAUCCCGAAAGUUUGUUAGUUUGAUGAAAGAAAAAUACGUAGUGUCCAAUUCUGCUUUUUAUGGACAUUUCAAAAACAUGAUUUGUCAUAAAAUGUUAAUUUGCAGUUUUGGAAAAAGAGAGAUUUGCAUUUCUUCUGUGUAAAAGUUGGGAUAUUUAAAGUUAUUGAGAGGUAUAGGUAAAAACAAUAGUGGAGUAUCAGGAAAUAGGUCACGCUUUUCCAAAUAUUGCUCCUCUUUUGUUAAAAAUACUUUGAUUAUAGCUUGAUUUUUGCGUUUAUUUAUGAUUUUCUUUAUAAUAAUACUUAAUGUACAUUGCCAUUGCAUUGUCAAUUUACAAUGUAUUUCUUUGAGUGCUGUUUCUUGUACUGUUUUAACAUAUUAAUUUAAUGCAUAACUCACUCCUUUUUACUUAUAAAUCUGAGUUUUGUAACUUGUAUUUUUUAUUUCAGUAAACUUGGUAUUCAACUUUGGAAAAAUAAAAAAAUAUAUAUGAUUAAAUAAUUACAAGUAACAUUACUUUUUCUUUAUUUAAAAAAAACUAAUUUCUGUGAUAAUUGUGGCUGAAAUUUAAUCUAAAAAAGUUAAUUACCUAAUACAGUGCAAAUAUAUGAUACAGUUCAUCAGAUUUUAAUUUCAUAAUUUUGAUUUUUGGUAUUUAACAGUUUCUAUAUUUUUGUUCACAAUUAUAACUGUGUAUUUAGGGCAAUCAGCUGUUUUAUUUUCAAACUAGAAAAUUGCACAAAUAUUGCACAUUACAUUGUUAUAACCAUCUUGUCCAGGUCUAACUGUAAUUCAUAACUUUUAAAAUCACAAAAAUGAAAAAGUUGUGGUAAAAAAAAAAAUAUUGUACAGAAAAAAUGCCAUUUAGGAAUUUCAAUUUUGUUUGUACUGGACAAAAACUGUUAUCCCAUGUGUUUAGAGUGCAAUGGAACGUUACGGUAUGUUUUAGAGAGAUUUUAAGAUGGCAGAUUUGUCAAUAAUUGUCCUUUUUUUUCAUACAAUCACAUGUAAAAUUGUGAAUUAUCUUGUUGUGACCGCCAAUGCUGUAUUUCCAAGGACUGUUUGAUAUCUGGUUACAUUAAAAUGCAUUUAAUAGGUUUAUUUCAUGCUUUUUAUAAUGGCAGUAGUUGUUUUUGAAUGUAGACAAAUGAUACUGUGGAUUAUGCUAAAAAUAAUACAAACGUUGGUUGUUUGGUUGAACUAAAAUACUUGAAGUGUUGUUUCACAAAAUGGCUGUUACAAAAUGUACUGGGAAUGGUUUAACAUGCUCACACAAAUAUUAAAAUGUAUUCAUAGA